This is a messenger RNA of Gadus macrocephalus (Pacific cod), 11778 nucleotides long. RefSeq names its product matrix-remodeling-associated protein 5-like. Bases 870 to 9605 code for a protein of 2911 amino acids. The record is from RefSeq and is a predicted model, not a curated record. Gene Ontology annotation, molecular function: protein binding. Lineage: Eukaryota; Metazoa; Chordata; Actinopteri; Gadiformes; Gadidae. The transcript has 13 exons.
GCAGAGACAACAGCUGAAGAGCAUCAGUCUAUUUGUGUUGCCUCUAAUUUGAGUUGAGUCUCUAAAAGGUGGUGUGGUAAUUAGCAGGACAGGAGAACCACCCUUAGCACAAUCAGAGGAUUAAACUCCCUCAUUAAAUCAGUCCCACACUAACUUGCAAAACACAAACAAACAAGCCCUUGCUCUGCACUUAAUAUGCUAUCUUAAUUAUUCCCUUGAUGCUGGCUGGGCACAGGAAGUACGAGGAGUAAACCAGAAAACGAAUAAUUUGGUCCUAACGCCAUUCUAUGUGUUUGUAUAGCUAUGCGCCAGGACGGGGUUUCGGUUGGGGGACAGUACUUGGUGUUGUUGCAUUUCUCCCUUCGCCCCUCCUUGGUCAGACUAACAGCUUUUUUUUUGUAUUUUGGCGUCACUCUUGAAAGUUCGCUUUAGUCCAGUCCCCUCCCGAAGCGCAAAUACCAACACACUUCAGUUUGCGCCAGACGCAUCCCCAAACAGUCCGCCGCUCCCUGCGCUCCUCUGCAGAGUGGGACGACCUGCAGCAACGCACCGCCGGGCUGCCGGUGUUCGUGGAUCUAACGGAGUUCUUUGAGAAUUAAUCCACUUGUUUUACUGGACACUUUUGUUUCAUUUUAGGGUUUGUAUUUAGUUGUUGAAUUUUUACGAGUUUAUUUUGUUUCCUCGCUUUUCUUGAUUGAUUUAUCCCGGAUCUAAAGUUAUGGAAUAAAAACGCAGAUGUAUUUUUUUAAUGCAUAUGCUAGAAUAAGUAGCCCACAUCCAACUUUGAUGAGGGGAGAAAUCCUGGUGAAAGGAGCAGCCCCACUGGAGCGGGAAGAGACUUUGCAGAGUCCCCCCCAGUGAGCCUGAAGAUGUGUGGGAGUAGGCUGGUGAUGGUGGCCGUGCUGGUGAUGGCGUGCUCCGUCCCAGCCGCCCAGGCCUGUCCCCGGUCCUGCAACUGUUACCAGGCCAACGAGGUCCACUGCACCUUCCGCUCCCUGCUCAGUGUGCCACAAGGCCUGCCUGCUCACACACAGCGCAUCAACCUGGGCUUCAACAGCAUCACCAGGAUCCCUGAAAACUCAUUGGCUGGCCUGAAGAGGGCGGAGCUUCUGAUGCUCCAUAGCAACGACCUGAAUCAGAUUCCAGACGGGGUGUUUGGAGACAUGAGAUCACUACAGGUGCUGAAGCUGAGCUACAACAAGCUGGAGGAGAUCUCCUCCUCAGCCUUCUCUGGCCUGACGUCCCUGCUGCGCCUGCACUUGGACCACAACCACCUCCGACACCUCCACCCGCGGGCUCUGCUGCAGCUGCCCAGCCUGCGGCUGCUCCGCCUGCAGGGCAACCGGCUGCACCAGCUCCAUCCCCGCAGCCUGUGCACCCUCUCCCUGCUCAACACAUACUACUACUCCACCCUCAGACAUCUAGAUCUGUCCAACAACAGCCUGGCCUCUCUCCCUGAACCAGCCCUCUCGAUGGCGCCCCUGCUGGACACGCUGGUGCUGUAUUCCAACCCCUGGCGCUGUGACUGUGCCAUGGCCUGGUUCCUUGGCUGGAGUCGCGCCCACCCAGGAUUGAUGAAAUGCCCUGGAGGUCCUCAGUGUCCAGUCUGUGAUACGCCAGUUUAUCUACAAGGGCGUGGCUUGCUCCGGCAGACCGACCUACAAUGCACCUCCCCCAGCAUAUUCUCAUCAGGAAGAGACCCCCCUUCUGCUGGGGACCCUGGGGAGAUGAAAGAGUUGGAAUCGUUCAGAGAACCUUUAGGCAAUGCUUCUUUAGGUCUAUCUGACCACCAGGGGAACAGUGUUGAUCUGAGCUGCAACGUUACCCACACUCUGCACUCCCCUGACAUCCCACCACCAGACCUGUCUCUACCCAGUGCUGCUCCCAUCCCUAUGGCUCUUUCCCUCUCCCUGGAGUGUGCUGUGGAGAGAGCAGGCUAUGAGAGCCUUUGGAGGAUCCUGGCGUACUACAGUGAGACUGCAGUACGCCUGGAGCGGGAGAUUAUGCUCAGCAAACCCCCAGCAUUGGCAUACCGGUACAGGCAAACAGCUGAGACUGAGGGAUACUACUACACCGGAGUCAAGGCUUCACUGAAGACCACACCGCACUGGAUGCUACAGCCAGCGGUGAGCCUCCAGCUGAACAGAGCCCAGUCCAGCGAACGGAAGGUCCAGCUUAUACUGACCACCAGGGUUUCCGUCCACCCUGACCCCAUUUAUCGGUCCUCAUCGUCCUCUUCUUUAGCAGUAGCUGACCCUUUAUCUCGUCAUCCAUGGGCUAUGAUAUUAAGUUCCACAGCUCCCUCAGCAUAUGCAGCCGUAGCCGGCAGUAGAGUAGAGAUGUCCUGCCCUCUGGUGAGCUCUGGGAACUUCACAGUACACUGGAUUCUCCCAGAUGGGUCCAAACUGGUCUCCCCUUACCGUAGUACUGAUGAUAGGGUCAGUGUAUCAGAUUCCGGUAUACUUUUACACAGAACAGAGUCUUCAGAUGCUGGCCUGUACUACUGUGUGGCCCAGGCAGGCAGUGACGUGGAUGUUUUACCCCUACGGCUCGCUGUGGAGGAGUCUUCGAUUGCAGCCACUGGGGAACAAAUCGGGCCCUCUGUCACAGGGCAGGUAGGGGAGUUCGUCACUCUUCUGUGUAAUGCCUCUGGUUCGCCCACUCCUCAUAUCAGGUGGCUGCUACCGGAUGGAAGUACAGUCCGGUACGGCACCACCGUACCAGGCGGAGCGAGCGUACAGUCAAAUGGUAGUCUAUCCCUGGCACAAGCUUCUCUAAAGGACGACGGCAGUUACCGCUGCAUGGCAGUCAACCAAUACGGCGCUGACUCCCUCUCCAUGCGGCUGGACAUUAGCGCACAAGCCGGACCGUUCAGGUCCUCUUUCCACAGAGGACCCCAGUCAGCUUCCGGCCGCUCGACUAGGAUACGAGCCCCGUUGCUACGGGAUACUGUUGUGGAAGAUGGAUCAGGGGAUAAUAGUGAGGAAGAGAACCCUAAGGUUCCCGUUAUUAAUAGGAGGCGGCCCCAGUAUCCCCUCAACCGGCGCUUGCCGAGCGGUCAUCCCAGAAGACGGGGGCCAAUAAGGGGUGGGAAACCCCUGAGGGAAGGCGGGCCGCCGUCUCAGAGCCAACCUGGAAGAAACCGUUUUGACAGCAGACAGAGAGUCAGUGCAACCAAACAGAGGAUCGACCCUAAGAAGUGGGCCGACCUAUUGGCUAAGAUACGCCAAAGGACCACCCUUAAUAGCACAACUCCGCCAACUGAAGUGGAAGAGCUUAGUCUCGAACCUGUAGACAAGGAAACCAACACAUUGACGAGCAGGGUUGAUGGAGAGGGCACUACCGGCAGUAAAAGGGAGGAGGUUUCAAGUGACAUUGACAGAGUUUUGGGUGAGGGAGGGAAUAAUAGAGACCGACAGCAAGGUGAAGUAGAAACCGAAGGAUCAGCUUUUGAGGAUGUCAGUCUUCAGGAAGAAGGCCUACAGCCCAUUGACCACAUUAUUACACAAACCCUGACAAACACCGAGAUUAGAACCAACCUUCUGGCUAACACGGAGACGGAGAGUGGGACGGAGCGGAACGCGCUGUCGGAAACACAAGCGAGCAACGACAGAGAGAACAAGGCUGACACACAGACACAGUCAAUAUCAAAAACAGAAGCGCCGACAGCCCAAGUCACGUCAAAACAAAUCUCCAUCACAAACGAAAUAGAUUUAGAAAAGCCGGAUCCCAGUCCAACAAGGUUUCAAAACAACCAUCAUCGAGUAAAUCCUGUUCCCAACACGCGGCCAGAGAGCCCCUUGGACACACGCAGACGGACCAGCCAGCGCAGGAGACCAUUCACCCGGUUCAGAGUGCGACCUAAGACCCCACCCCGACCUCUUCCUGACCCCAACAGCCCGGGGUCGCAAGCUGUCACCCUCGACACUCGCUCCAACCAAAUGUCUUCUUCUGCCCCCCCGACCCCCUUUGCAGUCAAAGAGACCCACGGCUUGGACCGCAUCGGGUCUGACAGCUCUCUCUCAAACAGCCUGGAUGUGGAUCCACCGUCUCCCACUCUGUUUGACUCUUUAUCCCUCUCCCUUUCGGCCUCUCCAUCCCCGUCUUACUCACCGCCUCGCUCUCCACCCCCCCAGACAGAGGAGGAGGAGGUGUGGGAGGAGGCAGACGAGGAGAGGGGUUCACCUACUGGGAAGCCCUCGGACACACUGACUCUCUCCACUGCUCUCCCGGACCUGAUGCAGUACGAUCGUUUACCCCCGCCGCUAGCACCAGAUAUCUCCCUCGCCGGGGAGAUACAGACAGACGUACAAGCACAGGGACAGCCGCCCUCAGGCACACACACUGACGGGGUCGUACCGCAGCAUGCCGAAGAGAUGGAGGAGGAUCAGCCUUUCCCAAGCACCUUCCCCUCCCGAGUCACUUCCUCCCCACCCCCCCAGUAUGUGGUCCCCAGUACUACCAAGAUUACCACCGCUGCUACCACCACGAGUGCAAAAAUGACACGUAUUACAUCAACCACUUCUGUUACAAGUAUUCCGGCUGCUGUCAGUGAGUCCACUCUCUCUGCUAUUUCAAGUAUUAAACAGGGAGCUCCAAUCCACUGGGCCAACUCACCCACCAGCACCACCACCUCCACAACUACAACAGCUAGAACCACCACAUCCCCUGUUACUGAAGAUACCACUGCUGUCUUCAUUCCCUUAAGAACUGCAUCUGUGACCAGCAAAACUACUGCUGUUGUUACAGCAGCCUCCACCACCCCCUUCACCACAGUGACCGUUCAGACCCCUGCUAGCUCCACCACGUUCACCAUGCCUAACCACUCGAGUAUACCUCAAACCAGCAUCAGCCCUGGUACCAGAGAACACUCCAGAGAGAGGCCAGGCCCAGGGCUAGUUGUUCCCAGAGAGAGGCCAAGCCAAGGGCCUGUUGAUCCCAGUGAGAGGCAAAGCCCAGGGCUAGUGGAUCCCAGAGAGAGGCCAAGCCCAGGGCUAGUGGAUCCCAGAGAGAGGCCAAGCCCAGGGCUAGUUGAUCCCAGAGAGAGGCAAAGCCCAGGGCUAGUGGAUCCCAGAGAGAGGACAAGCCCAGGGCUAGUGGAUCCCAGAGAGAGGACAAGCCCAGGGCUAGUGGAUCCCAGAGAGGGGCCAAGCCCAGGGCUAGCUGAUCCCAGAGAGAGGCCAAGCCCAGGGCUAGUUGAUCCCGUUGAGAGGCCAAGCCCAGGGCUAGCUGAUCCCAGAGAGAGGCCAAGCCCAGGGCUAGUUGAUCCCGUUGAGAGGCCAAGCCCAGGGCUAGUUGAUCCCAGAGAGAGGCAAAGCCCAGGGCUAGUGGGUCCCAGAGAGGGGCUAAGCCCAGGGGUAGUUGAUCCCAGAGAGAGGCCAAGCCCAGAGCUAGUGGAUCCCAGAGAGAGGCCAAGCCAAGGGCUAGUGGAUCCCAGAGAGAGGCCAAGUACAGGGCUAGUGGAUCUCAGAGAGAGGCCAGUUCCAAGCCAUAUCAGACCUGGACCGGACUGGAAGAGUCCUUCGGUGAACUCUAUUCCGGACUCCCACAGCACCAGGCCCAUUCUCCCAGCCUCGCCCAUCCUGCCAGGAUCACCUGUGAGUUCUGCAAGAAAUCCAAUCCUGCCAUUAGCUCCACCGCAGCUCCCCAAGGUCCCGGUGGAGAGGUCCAAGCCCAGGAUCUCUGACCCCCACAGCCGGAGCGCCUCCGUCCCGGCCGGCAGCGUGGCCAGGCUGGACUGUGAGGCCCAGGGAGAGCCGGCCCCAACCGUCACCUGGACCAAGGUGUCUACAGGGGCGGUGAUGUCAGCCCAGGCCAGAGCCCAGCGCUUCCAGGUGCUGCCCAACGGAACCUUUGUCAUCCACGACGUCGGGCUGCAGGACCGGGGGACGUACAUGUGCAGCGCUCACUCUUUCCUCGGUCGGGACAGGAUGCUCACAACUCUGGAGGUGUGGUCCCGCCCCCCUCGGAUGAAGCUUGCCAAUUACAGAGAGGCUACCAUCCACCAGGGCGGGGAUCUGUCUCUGGACUGCCAGGCCGACGCUGUCCCCGCCCCGCUGCUCUCCUGGGUCCUGCCUGACCGCUCUGCCCUCACCGCCAACUCCACCCACCCUCGGAUGACCCUGCAUCCCAACGGGACGUUGCACCUCCGGGAGGCCGCGGCCCAGGACCGGGGCGUGUACCGCUGCGUGGCGUCCAACCUGGCGGGCGUGGCCAGCGGCUCUGUGCGUCUGCACGUGUCCUCGCUGCCCCCGGCCAUCCUCCAGCCCCGCGAGGAGCUGCUGGUGCUGGGCCGCGGCACGCCGCUGUACGCCCACUGCUCGGCCCGCGGCGCCCCACCCCCCACACUGCGCUGGCGGACCCCGGACGGGACCAGGGUCCGGCCCUCCCAGUUCCUCCAUGGCAACCUCUUCGUGCUGCCCAACGGCACGCUGCACGUGCGCAGGCUGGGCCCGGCCGACGUGGGCGGAUACGAGUGCACGGCCAGCAACGCGGUGGGCGUGGCCAGGAGGACGGUGAGCGUGAGGCUGCGAGGGGACGCCGCCCCCUCCCUCCCCCCCGAGGCGCCUCGGGACAGAGGCCAAACCUCCCUACUACUCCCUCCCCUCUCGCCUCCCUCCUCCGACCGCGGCCCCCCCACCUCGCCACAGCCACCUCCCAAGAUCAACAGCGCAGCCGCCGCUCUGCCCCCCACCUCCUCCCUGGACGCAGGCCGAUCCCAACCCUCCUCCUCCCAGCUGUCCGAACCACCCCUGCCCCCAUCCCACCGCAGAGGCUCCCUGCCACUCGGCAAAACAGAGGCCGUGCCCUCCUUCUCCGCAGGGGACCGGAGCAGAGAUUCUCCUGCCCCUACCCACUCGUCGGCGCCCGUGUCUCCGCUGAGGAAGGCCCACAUCGUGGACACCUCCCCCUCCGCCACCGCUGUCCAUUAUGGGGGUUACCUGCAGCUCCACUGCUCAGUGUCUGGUAACCCGACCCCGUCUAUCAUCUGGAGGACUCCUGCCCGCAAGCUUGUCGACGAGCACUUCAGCUCUGACAGGCGUAUGAAGGUCCAUCCCAACGGCACUCUGCUGGUCCUGGUCGUGACGGAGAAGGAUGCAGGUGACUACCUCUGUAUCGCCCGCAACAAGGUUGCCGACGACUACCGCCUCCUCCGCGUCACCGUGUCCACAAAGCCCGCCAAAAUAGACCCCAAGCAGUCGGCCAAUAAGAUGGUGCCAUUCGGUGGAUCACUCAAAGUGGACUGCCUGGCGUCGGGACAGCCCGACCCAGCCGUGAGCUGGAGCCUGCCUGACGGCACCAUGGUGAACAGCGUGCUGCAGGGGGAGGAGCCAGGACCAGGCCGGCCGCACGGUGAGCCACUGCGGCUCACCGUGUUUGGUAAUGGGACGCUGCUGGUGCCGGUGAUGGGGGUGACAGAGGAGGGGGAGUACACCUGCUACGCUAAGAACAACGGAGGCCAAGACACCAUGAAGGUCAAGGUCCAGGUCAUGAGGGACUCCGCACCCAGCUUCUCCGACGCCCCCGGCCGCCAUGUCACCAGGGUGCGCCCGGGGGCCACCGCCGUGCUGCGCUGCCGGGUCAAAGGAGACCCCGUUCCGACUGUCACAUGGUUCUCCCCCAACCACCGUGUGAUCCCGCGGAGCCUGGGAUCCCGCUCCUUCUCGGAACGUGUGGUGGUGGUCUCCGACGGGACCCUGGAGGUCCGCACGGCUCAGCGGGGCGACGCUGGGAACUACACCUGCCGAGCGCGCAACGCGGCCGGGGAGAGGAGCCGGAUGGUGGGCCUGGAGCUGGAGGAGCUCUACUACACCCCCAACACCAGGGGGACCCCGAACGUCUUGGGGACGCCCAAUGGCCGGGGCACCCCCUGGCAGGGCAGCAGCGAUGUAAACCCAGCCGGCGGUACCGGCAGCAGCAGGCCGCAUGGGGACAUCCAUCAGUAUGCUCCCACCCACGGAGCCGCUAGCCGCUUGGCUAGCAGCGGUGGAGUCAGCAGUCAGUCUAACAGUAGAGUCUUCAGCAGUCCACCCACCUCUGACAUUCAACUAGCAAACACUGGCUCCAAACCACCCAGUCCGUCUGGCGACAGUGUUGGAGUGCAGGACCGGGGAUCCACAGCAGGGCUGGGCCACAGGCUCAACACUGUGGGCGGGAAUAACAACAUAGCGAUCAGACAAGGAAUAGCCGGAACACAGCGGAACCAAGGGGCUGUUACAGUGAACAGCGGCCUGGCGGCGGUUGGAGGUAGCGAUGGCUGGGCGGCCCGCAGCAGUCAUAAUGAGGUGGCGAGCGGAAGACUCGUUAAUAAGACAGGCUUACUGCCUGCCCACACUGGCUCACAGCCUGCCCACACUGGCUCACAGCCUGCUUACACUGGCUGGCUCCGGGGAGGGGCUACUAGCUUUAGCAGCAGGAGCCAUGCUACCAGUGGCGGUACCUCCAGCCCCAGCCACGCCACACACACGGUGAGCGGGGUCUCCUCUGUGCAGCACCGAGCGGGGAGGGGCCAGACAGUGCUGCUGCCCUGCCCAUCCCACGGCUCCCCGCCCCCCCGGCUGUACUGGCUGCUCCCGGGGAACGGCGUGCUCCCGGCGCCCUACUACGGCAGCCGGCUCACCGUGCACCGUAACGGCUCCCUGGAGCUGCGAGGCCUCCGGCCCAGCGACGCCGGGAAGCUGGUCUGUGUGGUGCAGGGGGGCGGGGGGGAGACCAGGGUCCAGGUGGAGCUGUCCGUGUCCGACCCCGGGGGGCCCGGGGGGGAGCUGACCCUGCAGAGGGAGCCGGCGGUGGUUCUAUCGGUGUCCCCCCACUCCGGAGACCUCCCGCGCGUCUCUCCGGGAUCGGUCCGCUCCCUUCAUCCCACCCCUCUGUUGCCUAAGGCGCUCCGGCCGGGGGGCCCCGUCUGGGGGACGUCCCCACAAGGAGGCUUGUUCCUGCCCUCCCUCCCUCGGCCUGCUGCUCCCGUACUGGUCCCAGCAGCGCCAGUCGCAGACAGACAAACGCCCGUUGUGAGCAUCAGAACGGCCUCGUUGGUGAGCAUCAUCAACGGGGAGGACCUCCGCCUGUCCUGCCAUGCAGUGCCCGGCGCUGGGGGCCUCCAGGGGUCCUUCUCCUGGACCCUGCCCAGGGGUGAGGUGCUGUCCCAGGGGCAGAGCACCGGCUCUGGCCGCUACAUGGUGCUUCCCGACGGAACGCUCCACGUCCAGCAGGCGACGGUGUUCGACCGCGGGAGCUACACCUGCCGCUCCACCCCUAACGGCUCCGCCACGGCCGCCGCUGUCACGACGCCCGUGAUUGUGAUUGCCUACCCUCCGCGCGUCAUCAAGGGCCCCCAGCCAGUCACCUACACCCGGUUUGGCGUGGCUAUCGAGCUACCCUGUCUCACCAUAGCAACGCCCCGGGCCGCGCUGACCUGGGAGACGCCGGACUUGACGCAGCUGAGGGUGACAGGCCAGGCUCGUAUCUAUGGCAACCGUUUCCUCAGCGCCCAGGGCUCGCUGGUCAUCCAGAACCCGACCAGUCGAGACACGGGCUUCUACCGAUGCACCGCCAAGAAUGUGAUGGGAGCCGACUCCAAGGCCACCUACCUGCAUGUGGUUUAGCGCUGACGUGAUGGGAGCCGACUCCAAGGCCAGCUACCUGCAUGUGGUUCCGCGCUGACAUGACACGUGCACACUGAGACCGACACUGGGACAUGCCUGCAUGACUGAAACUCCGAGAACGUAUGAGGCCAGCAACGCAUCAUACAUGAAGUCUGCAUCGAAUAGAAGCAGAAGCAUUUCUGCUCACACAGAGAGAGAGGAGAGACAGAGAGAGAGAGAGAGAGAGAGAGAGAGAGAGAGAGAGAGAGAGAGAGAGAGAGAGAGAGAGAGAGAGAGAGAGAGAGAGAGAGAGAGAGAGAGAGAGAGAGAGAGAGAGAGAGAGCGAGCAAGAGAGCAAGAGAGAGAGAGAGAGACAAAUGGAGAGAAAUCUCAGCUGCUUCUCUUUCUACCUGCCAGAUUCCUCUAUUCCCUGAAGAGUCAUCUCUUCUGCCCAAAUGAACUGCAAAACUCUGUGCCGUUCAUGCUGUUAAACCCGCUUCAAUUACUGAUGUACUAUUAAUAUAUAGGUCUUUGUAUUUAGUUGAUGUGUACCUUUUUGAAUCUGUUGUUUUGAACAGGUUUUGUAUUAGAGUUGCCUCUCUCAGGUGAACAGGGGGAGGGUAUUUGUUUUUAUUUUUACAGGGAGAUACAUUUCAGAUGGUUCCACGUGAAUAGGGUCUGCAGACUGCUGUACCUUCUGUAUGUUAUCUGGAUCCACACACUGUCAUUAUAAAGCCAGUAAAAUGUAAACUCUGAGGAUCAAACCCAGGGCCAAGUAGGACAUUAGUUUGGUGUGGUGCGGUACUAAAUAUCACAGGGAUGAUUCCAUUGGCCAACCGGAAUGGCCAAUUGUAAUUGAGGGUAUCUAUUGCAAUUGCAAUAGAUACACAUUUACUCUGAGCAAAUCAGUACCAUGCAAUAUUUCAUGAAGCAGAAUAUGUUGUUACCGUUGUGUUGUGUUAUAGCGGUCCAAUACAUCAGAACAUCCCCCAUGUCUUAUUUUCUACAGUGUAAUCUCCCACUUAACACAAAGCAUUCCCCACUCUUCUCUCUUGGUGCUGCCUAUUGAUUUUGCAGGGUUUUGCUUUGUUUCCAAAUUAAUUAAAUGGUGCAGUUCACAUCAGAUAUUACUUUCAUAGAGAAACGUAGGACAUAACUCCUGCAUCAAAUGAUAAUCAGCUCACCGUCACCCUGUCUGGACGUGGUAAUACUAUUACAAAAAACAAAUAUAUUACUAUAAACACAUAUCACACAUGCAUUAAUAAUUCUUCAAAUCACUAAUGUUACACGUGGUUAACUUCGCUAACCCAAUUUAGAAAAGGAUUCUGCUCCAUAGACAUGAAAUAAUGAUAUAAAACAAGUAACCCAUUUAGACAAGAAGUUUGCGUAAUUACAUGUCAGAAUAGGACAGUACCUCCAGAAUAACUUCUGGCGCGCUCUUCCUGUGACCCAGCUCACAGUUACUUUGAAGCCAGUGUGUGCCCCGGUCUCCAGUCCUUUACGUUGCAGUGUCAGACCUCCCUGUCUCCCUCUAUAUAUAGAGCAGGCUGUUCCCAUCAACACAAACACACUGCUCCAACUCUGCUCACACACACAAGCACACACACACAAACGAACACACACACACACACACACACACACACAUAUACACAAACAAACACCCAUAUACAAACAUACACACACAAACACGCAUGCAUACAUACACACAAACACACACACACAUGCACAUAUACACACAAACAUACAUAAGCACACACACACAAACACAAUCACACACACACACAAACACACACACAUGUGCACAAACAAAUGCACACACACAUACAAAUACAUGCACGCAUACACAGACACAUACACACACACAAAAGCACACACAGUGCCCCACCACGGCCCUGUGAAGAGUUUAUAUUGAUAGGGAUUAUGUGUAAAUUAUACUGAAGCUGGGUAAAUAUGCGUGCGAUACCAAAAACCUGGAAUAAUCCAGUUUAAUAAUCAUGAAGCGCAUACCAGGUCUUGUAUCCAUAACCCUGUUUCCUCUGUUGUUUUAAGUUAUUUGUCUUUGAAAGACUAAGUAAGACAGGGAGGCUGUGGUGUUUCCACCGUGGGGGGCCAGGGGACACCACACUGCCACCUACACUUGUUUGCUUUCCUUUUAUCAACUGCUUCUCUUUUUUAAAUAAAAUAACAAAAACGA